CUGAUCCUCAAGCACCGCUCUGUGCCAUUUAAUUUCCCCCAGGUAACACUGUCUUCUUCCUCUUGCUCCAGCUGGGACCCCGCCCCCAAUCCUGUAUCCUGCCUGCAGUAAGAAGCUUCCUGUUGCCAGGUUGCCAAGGUUCCUACCCUUGCCUCACUGCCGGCAGUCAACAUGCAGGAAACCUCAACAACACCGUCUGACCCUUCGUCUCGCAGCCAAUCUACUUUCAACAUCCCCCGCCAGGUCUCUACUUUGGGUAGUACCAGUCCAGGACCCAUGAAGACUAGCACCAGCCCUGCCCCAAGUCAGCUGAAGACCAAGACCACAAAUGUCCGUCGCAUGCGCAGGAUCAUCUCCGAGGACCCGGAGUGGUCACUGGCCAUUGUACCUCUCCUUACAGAGCUCUGCAUUCAACAUAUUGUCAAGAACUUCCAGAACAACCCCAUCCUGAAGCAGCUGCUCCCAGAGCACCAAAAGAAGGUCUUGAGCAGCCUGCCCCCUGAGCUGCCUUUGUCGGUGACGGCUAACUUGAUUGAGGAUGAGAAUUAUUGGCACCGCUGCUGCAUCAAGCGCUGGUCCGUGUGCCACGUGUCCAAGCACGGCGACAGCUGGAAGCGUAUGUUCUUUGAAAGACACCUGGAGAACCUGCUGAAGCUCUUCAUUCCAGGGACCACAGACCCCAACGUGAUUCUGGACCUGGUACCCCUCUGCAGGAACUACGUGCGCCGCAUCCACGUGGACCAGUUCCUCCCACCUGUGCGGAUGCCGACCCCGCCUCAGGGAGAGGAACAGUCGGACUCUGGCAGUGAGGGCGACGGGAACGAGACUGAGAAGAACCACUACCAGCUGCAGGCUCUGGUGGGUGGCCUCAAGUACCUGGAGGAGCUGGACCUGGUGUAUGGCGUCAAAGACUGCGGCAUGAAUUUUGAGUGGAACCUCUUUCUCUUCACCUACCGAGACUGCCACUCUCUAGCAGCCACCAUCAAAGCUUGUCACACUCUCAAGAUCUUCAGACUGACCCGAAGUAAGGUGGACGACGAUAAGGCACGCAUCCUAAUCCGUAGCCUGCUGGACCACCCAGCCCUUGAGGAGCUGGACUUAUCCCACAACCUCAUUGGAGACCGCGGUGCACGCGCGGCAGCCAAGCUGCUGAAUCACAGUCGCCUGAGAGUGCUCAACCUGGCCAACAAUCAACUGCGGGCGUCCGGUGCACAGUCACUGGCUCACGCCCUGGCGCACAACACCAACCUCGUCUCCCUCAACCUCCGCCUCAACUGCAUCGAGGACGAGGGUGGCCAAGCAAUCGCCCACGCCCUGGAGACCAACAAGUGCCUCACCGUGCUGAACCUUGGCGGCAAUGAGCUGUCUGAGCCCACAGCCACGCUCCUCUCCCAAGUGCUCCCAGUCAACACCACGCUCAUCAGCCUCAACCUAUCCUGCAACCACAUUGGGCAGGACGGUGGGAAGCAGAUCCUGGAAGGCAUGUCAGACAACAAGACCAUUCUGGAGUUGGACCUGCGACUGUCAGAUGUAGCCCAGGAGAGCGAGUACCUCAUUGGCCAGGUUCUACAUAACAAUCGAGAGGCUGCUCGCCAGCGGACCCUGGGUCCUGGCCACCUCACCUUACCCACUAACAACUAUAGUGAGAAUUCCGUAGGCUAAGACAGGGAUAGAACAGUGAGCUGAUGGGUCACCCUGGCAACCACACCUUCAUUUCACACCCUUAAUAUGCCUGCCCCUGGUUCCGAAGAAUCGAGAAAGGGAACCAUGAGUCUCCUUGGAAGGGGUGGCCAGAUUUGGAUACAUGAAGAUGCUGAGAUACAGAAGGGGCAUGCCUAAGGAUGAAAUGGUGGUGGCCUAACUCCCACACCUGGAAGAUGGCCACUACUAGACCCAUACCAGGAACGGGGACAACAAAGGACUAUGAGACAACCAUCCCUGCUCAAACUCUUCAUGAGCCCCAUCUACCUCUUGACCCACCCUACCCCUCUCCCUUUCUACCAAGCAGAUAGUUGAGUCCUGAUCUCAGUCUCUACACACACCUCGCACACACGCACACACGCCCGUGAGCGCACACAGAGCAAAGCUAUGCCUGUCUCCCUCUGCCCUUCCACCCUCCCAGAGACACUACCGUCAGGCUCCUGGCUUAGUCCACUUGUACAGAUCGCACCCUCACUAACCCUCAAGCUGGGAAUGGAGAGCAUGGGGAGCAAGUGUCACUCUGAGGGAGCAGACCGGUGAGUCAUCCACACUUUUAUUAUCCAUCAGUGUGAUUUGUACAAUCUUUGCGCUUGGAAUUCCAUGACAAAAAGGCCACAGUGUGAUGCACCCAAUUUGACAGAGACCUGUCUUCUCCCCAGCCAGGCCUAGCCCACCCCACAAGCCCUUCUCCUCAGGACAUACAGUCUUCCAGGUACCCUCUCCAUGAGUCCCUUCCACACCAUGACUGCCCACCCUGGGGCUACACCCAUAGGAAUUACGGACUAUGGAUUCACGAGAGGAUCUGACUGACUAACUCAAACUCUUAUCUCCCAACUCUCCUGAGCUGAGUGGCCCAGAGCCCAUCUUCUACCUCAAAGAUGGGUGACUGCAGCUACAAUCCAGGAGGGCCUGCACUCCAGGGACUCUUUGCAACAAGCAGGAGCUGAGCAGAGCACCAGAGAGGGCUUGGGAGUGACUAUGUGUGUGCCUGUCUGGGCAACCUAGAAUCCUCUGUGCCUGACACCCUCUGACAGUUCCAGAGUGCAAACAUGUAGGUGUGAGGGUGUGUGUGUCUAUAUAUUUGUGUGUGUGUGUGUGUGUGUGUGUGUGUGUGUGUGUAGCCACAGCUGCUAGCAGAGGUUCUAAUUAGAGAAACAAGAACAUUCAGUGUAAAGUUUAAUUUUAGAGAUUAAUUAAUUUUCUGGUUUUCAUUUUCCCUGGCAAUCAAUA
Molecule: messenger RNA, 2931 nt
Organism: Rattus rattus (black rat)
Lineage: Eukaryota; Metazoa; Chordata; Mammalia; Rodentia; Muridae
Gene: Tcte1
Product: t-complex-associated-testis-expressed 1
Exons: 4
Coding region: 172-1662 (496 amino acids)
Biological process (GO): flagellated sperm motility
Cellular component (GO): sperm flagellum
Molecular function (GO): protein binding
Source: RefSeq, a predicted model, not a curated record